Hemiscyllium ocellatum (epaulette shark) is the source of this 12588-nucleotide messenger RNA. RefSeq names its product intermembrane lipid transfer protein VPS13B-like. The record is from RefSeq and is a predicted model, not a curated record. Bases 175 to 12219 code for a protein of 4014 amino acids. The transcript has 62 exons. NCBI's taxonomy places the organism in Eukaryota, Metazoa, Chordata, Chondrichthyes, Orectolobiformes, Hemiscylliidae.
GAGGAGCUGGAAGUGGGGGCUUGACUGUGGCAUGGAGGUGAUAUGAUGGAAGCAGCUGUUUAAUGUCAGUGGGGAGUUAGCACCAACCCUAGAUCAGCCGUUGGCCUGGCGGCUGCCUGCUCGAUGACAGGCUGAAUUUGUGUGAUCUCUGCCGGAGUACAGAAUAUUUCCAGAAUGUUGGAGUCCUACGUGACCCCAAUCUUGAUGAGCUACGUGAACCGUUACAUCAAGAAUCUGAAACCAUCUGACCUUCAACUCUCAUUAUGGGGGGGUGAUGCAGUCCUCAGCAAACUAGAACUGAAACUUGAUGUGCUCGAGCAGGAGCUGAAAUUGCCAUUCACUUUCUUGAGUGGACACAUUCAUGAGUUAAGGAUUCAUGUGCCAUGGACAAAAUUAGGCUCCGAACCUGUUGUUAUCACCAUAAAUACUAUGGAAUGUAUCCUGAAGCUUAAGGAUGAUGCACACGAUGAUCAUGAGAGCUGUGGCUCCAGUUCAACCAACCGCAGCACUACAGAGAGCAUAAAAUCAUUAGCUAAAACUCGUCGCAUCCAACAAGUGACCUCAACUGACCCUGACUUACCCCCAGGUUAUGUACAGAGCUUGAUUAGGCGUGUUGUUAACAAUGUGAACAUUGUAGUCAACAAUCUCAUCUUGAAAUAUGUGGAGGAUGACAUUGUUCUCUCAGUCAACAUUACUUCUGCAGAAUGCUACACAGUGGACGAGUUUUGGGAUCGAGCUUUCAUGGACGUUCUCGCUCCCGAAUUGGUCUUGCGGAAGAUUAUCCACUUCUCCGAUUGUACUGUUUGUCUGGACAAGCGAAAUGCAAGUGGAAAGAUUGAGUUUUACCAGGAUCCACUGCUCUACAAAUGCUCCUUCUGCACCCGUUUGCACUUUACUUAUGACAAUCUCAACUCUAAAAUUCCAGCAGUCAUCAAGAUUCAGGCACUGGUUGAAAGUUUGAAACUCUCCAUCACAGACCAACAACUUCCUAUGCUGAUCCGUAUAAUUCAGCUUGGAAUUGCACUUUACUAUGGUGAAAUUUGCUCUUACAAAGAUGUAGAAGUGGAGGAAACAUGCUCUACAGCAAAGGAGGCAUCCAUUACUCAAAUAGGUACUGAAUCUGAAACAGGACCUCAAGGACAACAUGCAUGCCAGUACCAGAAUGUGGAUGCCCAACAGCAGUUACAGCAGCAGGGUGGUGAUGACGAUCAAGGAUGGGUAUCUUGGGCGUGGUCUUUGGUUCCUGCACUGGUCAGUUAUUCUGAAGAGGGUGAUGAAAGCUAUGAGGUUGAUGAAAAUGGCAUCAAAAUAAAUUGUCCAAGAUCAUCACCACCGAAGGAUCCAAUUAUUUCUGUGGGAAUUUACUGCACCAAAGCUACUAUCACAUUUAAGUUGACAGAAAUGCAAACGGAGAGCAGCUAUUACAGCCCUCAGAAAGUGAAAUCCAAAGAAGUGCUUUGCUGGGAGCAAGAAGGGACAACUGUUGAGGUGCUGAUGAUGGGAGAACUUUUCUUUGACUGCCAAAUGGGUUUUGUGGGUUGCAAGGCUUUCUGCCUUAAGGGAAUAAUGGGUGUGAAAGACUUUGAAGAGCCAUCAAACCGAAGUGAAACUGAAGCCUGUUUCUUCAGUUGUGGUGAAAGUCUGAACAGCAAGGGAUUAACAUACCUCACCAAUUCCCUGUUUGAUUAUCGAAGUCCAGAAAAUAAUGGAGUCAGGGCUGAGUUUAUUUUGGAUGCUGCCCAACACAAGGAGACAUACACAGAGAUAGCUGGUGUACAGCGUUUUGGGGCCUUCUACAUGGAUUACCUAUACACAAUGGAGUGUAGUAGUGGCAAAGGUUCUGUUAGUCAACAACAAGAUGUUUCUGCAAAUAAAAGUGAAGAUCUGGGCAGUGUCCAAGAGAUGUCCACAAAAAGUCUAGUUAUAGGUCCAAUGGAGGUUCGGCUGGACAGUAGCUCUGUUCACAGAAUACUAAAGAUGGUGGCCUGUGGACUGGACCAUGAGUAUGAACCAUACAGUAAGCCUCACUCAGAAACUGUGGAUGAGAAGAGAACAAUGCCAAGCCAAGAAGAAUUGGCUGCUUUAGAAGAGUAUAUUCCAACAAGAUUAACUUGUAUAACUGUUUUAAAAACAACAAUUACAAUUACUCUUGCUGAAUUCAACCUGCUGGACAACCUACUUCCAAUAAUUUUAGGUGAAAAGAACUCCAUGUCUUAUGUAAGUGCACCACAUUUUCAUCCAUUGCGACCUCUACCUGCCUUGAGAAUACAAGUGGACAAGGGCAGUUUGGAACAUUCUGUGCCAAUGUAUGCUGGGCAACUUGUACCUGCUGUCAGCAGCCUUAAUCAACCAUCUGAUAACUUACUGCACAACUGCUAUGCACACUGUUAUGUUAAGAUAUUUGGUUUCCAGGCAGGCCUGACCUCCUUGGAUAGUGAAAGAUCAUUCUGUCCUCCUGCCCCGGUCAUUCCUCCUUUCAGCACAGCCUUUUAUGGCAAAUUACUUCGACUUCCAUCAUACUGGUUGAAACGUCCAUUUGUCCCGACAACAGAGUGCAUAUUUGAAUUGCCCAGUCUGACUUUACAAGCUACGAGGGCCCAGACCUUACUGCUGCAAACCAUCUUACAGAGUUGGACACACAAUACGGGAACAUCAGUAUCAUUGCCAGUAGAUGAAGCUUUACUUAAGGACAUCUUCAGACCUUCAGGUGUGAAAUCCCAGAAUCCAUUGCCAACUCUGGAGGGUUCUAUCCAAAAUGUUGAGUUGAAGUACUGUAGCACAUCAUUGGUAAAAUGUGUUUCGGGGACCAUGGGAUCAAUAAAAGCUUGUGCCAAAGCCCCAGGAAGGAGUGAUGGCAUGAAGGAAAAAUUGAUUCCUCUGAUACAAGGGCCUUCGGAUACAAGAGAGUUGCACAAGAGCAAAUGGCUCAAUGAAAGCAGGAAACCUGAGUCGCUGUUUGCCCCUGACCUGAUAACUUUCACCGUCCAGAUUCCUCAGCAAAUGGACAGUUAUCAUAACUCCGGUGCUGUUCUUUUGGCCUGUGUGCAGGGAAUUGCAGUCAACGUGGACCCAAUCUUUUAUGUAUGGCUUCUUCAGCUGCCUCAGAAAAUGAAUGUGAAACAUAGAUCACAGCAAUCUGCAGGAGCUGUUCAGUUAGUCAUGCCAACAACAAGGAAGAAGGAGGAUGAGGUAUCUGUUGGCAGUACGCCUUUGGCAAUGCAGCAAUCAAAUCAGGCCUCUGAAUAUGCUAGCAGUCCUGUCAAAACAAAAACGGCGACAGAAUCUCGCCCGUUCUCUGUCCCAAUAAAAGUAAUGCAAAGCUCUGAAGAAUGGAGUAGUCCAGAGGAAAGAAUGAAGGAAUUCAUUGGAUUGGUAUGGGAUGGAGUCAAACGUCUAACGCUUCAGCUGGAGGUUCAGUCAUGUUGUGUAUUCUUUCCAAAUGAGAGCCUGCCAUCUCCAAGUACCAUCGUGGCAGGUGACAUCCCAGGGACGGUGAGGAAUUGGUACCAUACUGAAGCGAAUAUGCCUGGGACUUUGGUCAUCUGCUUACCUCAGAUAAAAGUGAUCAGUGCGGGCCACAAAUACAUGGAACCACUGCAGGAGAUUCCUUUUGUUAUUUCACGGCCUAUUCUGGAUGAAGGUGAUGCUUUUCCCUGGACCAUCAGUCUCAGCCAGUUCAGUGUGUAUACUCUACUUGGACAGCUGAAGGCAUGUAAUCUUGUGGAACCCUUGGGCUGUACCUCGACUCUGGCCAUCACCUCACAUAAGCUGCAAAGCUCCAGCCCCGAAACCAGACAUGCGUUUGUUGUCUGUCUCCAUGUGGAUCUGGAGUCUCUGGAGAUGAAAUGCUCAAACCCUCAGGUCCAGUUGUUAUAUGAGCUGGCACACAGCAUGAACAGUGCCUGGGAUAAAAUACAGAAGAAAGGCAUACUGCGGCAGUCUUCUACGCAUCCUGAAUCUGUCUUAGGACCAAUGCCAGGGUCACCAGUAAGAAGUAGUGUCAGUACAGCACCACCAGAUGCUAGCACUUGUAGUCCUUCUGCUGAUAUUGGAACCACCACAGAGGGCGAUUCAGUCCAAAUGGUGGAUGAAAGCCCCUUCGCUGACUCGUCCACACUGGAACAGAAAACUAGUAAUAUUGGUGGAACCACAGGAUGUAUCAGUUUAUGGAUGCAGUGGAUGUUGCCUAAAGUUACUGUUAACUUGUUUGCUCAGGAACCAAGCAGUAAAGGCACAGGUAUUUGUGUUGUUGGUGAACUUGAGGACUUGAGUGCUUCAGUUGAUAUCCAAGAUGUUUACACAAAGGUGAAGUGCAAAAUAGGCAGCUUCAAUAUUGAUCAUUACAGGAGCAGGCCAGGUGAAGGCUGGCACACAGGACAAUUUGAUGGACUGCUUCUACAAUGCAAAGAAAAACCUGGGAUGGCAGCCAAACUUUUAGAAGGUUCCCACCAGCAGCACGGAUUUCUUUCUCUUACUUACACCAAAGCCGUUACGCGGAACGUCCGGCAUAAGUUAACAUCAAGGCCCGAGCGAGUUUCGCGUAGUCUCCACAGGGUGGCAGAAGGCAUCGUGGACAGUUCUCCCCAGUACCUUCAUGAGAUCCUCCUCAGUGCCCAGCCAUUCGACGUCGUGCUUUCCUUCCCUCUGCUACACGGUGUGGCAAAGAUAUUCCAUGCAAAGUUGCCAAAGAAACCGAAGGCAAAGCGAAAGUCAGCGGGCCAACCUAUGAGGGCCUAUGGCUUAACAUCACGAGAGUUACCACUUAUCUAUAUCAACACAAGUGUUGUCAGAGUGUUUUUUCCAAAAGGAGAGGAGUCGUACAGAGGAGGAGCUGUACAGAUGAAAGAAGAUACUUUGGUUCUUAAGGUUGGCUCAGUGUGCAUGGCUCCACAGGCUGAUAACCCCCUUGGAAGGACUGUUCUGAGAAAGGACAUUUACCAGAGAGCUCUGAAUUUGGGAAUACUAAGAGACCCUGGAUCAGAAGUUGAAGACAGACAAUACCAAAUUGACCUACAGUCCAUAACUAUUGGGACUGCAGUGUGGGAUCAGCUGAAACCUGAGAAGGACAUUGGUAAAGGACACCUUUGCACAGAGAGUGAAAGGAAUUACCAGAACCCAGCCCUUGAAUGGAAUAUGUCCAGCAGUAUUAGACGUCACCAAGAACGAAGAGCAAUUUUAACACCAGUUUUGACAGAUUUCAGUGUUCGAGUAACAGCUGCCCCUGCUAUACUUUUCACAAAACAGGUCUCACCAGAGAAUACACAGACUGAGGAAAUUAUAGUAUGUGGCCAUUCAUUGGAAGUUAAUGUUACGACAAGCUUGGACUUCUUCCUCAGUGUUGCUCAGGUUCAGCUCCUACAGGAGUUAGUACAGGUCAAUAUGCACGGAUUGGAACUGGUAGAUCCAACAGCAGAGAUUUGUCAAAAGGAACAGAAUAAGACCACUCCUCCAGAAGGAACUCCAAUGGAUGCAUCGUCACGCCACAGUGGAGCUCAGGACAGUGGUAUUGGGAGUGACAGUGCACGAAUUCGGAUUGUUCAAAUUGAGCAGCAGAGUGGGACGAGUCAUCAUCGCCUUGCAAGGCCUUCCCGCCAGUCUUCCAUCGUGAAAAAUUUGAAUUUUAUCCCAUUUGAUAUGUUUGUCACAGCCAGCCGUAUCUCAUUAAUGACCUAUUCAACAGCAGGUAGUUCCAAAUCACGGUCCCAGCAAGAAAGCCAAAGCCAGAAGGUGAACGACAAACUUGGCAGGAGUACGUUAAACCGGAAAAGUAUGGAGAUUGAUGGCAUGUCAGAGAAUAAAUUAGGCCAGCCAGGGAUCGCAGUGCUAACAGCUGAGGAUCUUCUGAAUAGUAAUGCUCCGUUGAGCGUAGGGAAGGUGACCAGUCACUUGUCACUAGAGAGCCUCCACACCCCAAGCAGAUCAUCAGCUCGACAGGCUCUUGGUGUCACUGUAGUCCGGCAACCAGGCCGCAGAGGAACACAUGAUCUUCAGGUUGAGCCUUUCGUGUACUUAGUGAUAGUCCAACCUUCUUUGUUAUUGAGUUGCCAUCACCGGAAGCAGAUGGUGGAUCUAUCAUUCUUUGAUGCCACAUUGAAAGCUGUCCCUCCAGACUACAAGUGUAUGGAUCCUGGGAAGACUCUUCCAGAAGCUCUAGACUACAGUGUGUUCUGGUUGCAGACUGUUGCAGGUGACAUUGAUCUGAAAGCUGGCAUUCCCCCUCCUCUCAUCUCUUUUCAAAUCAAAGACUUCCUCAAUGGACCAGCUGAAGUUCAUUUGGAAUUGUCACGUCCUUGGAAAGUCAACUUAAGCCUUGUCAAACUGGAUCAAGCAACAAAAUUUUUAAAGAGUAUCCUGCCCAGAUAUGGUUCUGAGAUCACCUCCAAAGCUGCAGUCUCCCCUGGAACAGUUUAUAGGAAAGAGGAGAUGUUUACAUCAGUAUCUGGUGCGAAGAUUGAACCUGGAUCAUUUGCUGAGACAGGAGUGGAUCAAGGAAGCAUUUGGAAAAUGGUCUCUUUCUUUCAGAAGUUUUCCAUCCACACAGCUCAGGUUGUUGUUGCAAUGGAGACAGUGCCUCAUCCCGACAAACCUUGCAUUCUGGCCUCUCUUUCGAGUGUAAAAGGUAUCCUUAACAUAAAAACAGGACCCAAAUCCACAAGAAUGAUUUUGGGUGCUACAUUUGCACUUCAACUGAAGGAUCUGCUUGUAAAGACCUGCCUCAAAGACAGAACCAGAGCACUAAUUGGCCCAUUCUGCUGUACCCUGCAACUGGAUGCUAAGUGGUGCAGGCACAGUGGCGACCCUGACCCACAUCACUCCGUUCCAAAAACACUGGUCGACUUGAAAGCUGGACUGAUCCAGAUAUUCUGGGGCCAAGAGCAUCUGAACUGCCUGAAUCUACUACAUGAACUUCUCCAAUGCUAUCUUGGGCAAGAUGCCAAGUCUCAGACUUCAGACCACACACAGCAGCCAUCAUCUGCCGUAGGCAGAUAUCAAGCAUCCAAGACUGAACACAGUUCUGAUGACUUGAGGACAGGGCAGUUUCAGUACAUUCAAGAUGCAGAUAUACAAAAAGUGCCAAGUGUUUUUGAAGUGGUUUUUUACAAUGAGACUGAUGAUCGUCCAGGGAUGAUGAUGUGGAGAUACCCAGAGCCACGUGUCCUCACUCUUGUUAGAAUUAAUCCAGUGCCUUUUAAUACGACCGAAGAUCCAGACAUCAGCACAGCGGACCUUGGAGAUGUCCUGCAGGUGCCCUGCAGCCUGCAAUAUUGGGAUGAGCUUCAACAACUAUUUGUGGAUUAUCGUGAAUUUAGCCUGUCCGAGAGCAAAGCUUGCGAACUGCAGCUUCCUAACGUUACUUUGGCUAAUGACCAAAAGGAGCUCAUAGCUUCUGAUUUGUGGCGAAUCGUUCUCAACAGUAACCAAGAAGUUACAGAAGAACUGAGCAGUGAUGGUGAAUCUGGCUCACAAAGCGUCUGUGAUCAGCUUGUGUCUCCAAUGGCAUUGGCAGCCUGCACCAGGGUCGAUUCAUGUUUUGCACCGUGGUUUGUGCCUUCUCUUGGCAUCUCAUUGCAAUUUGCCCAAAUUGAGCUUCACCUUUGCCAUCACCUGGAUCAGCUCGGUAAAGCACAUCCCAGCUGUCUUCAGACAUUCAUCCCUGAUAGAAAGCUACCUGCAGAGCAAGAAUACAUGAUUGUUUCUCUGAAAACUCCAAACGUCUACAUGCGGCAAUGGUCUGAUGGUCCUAUCUGCCGAGAACUCCAGUUCUCUGCGAUCACCAACUGCAAGCUGCUCGAGUACCGCAAUCUAACUAUGACCAGCAUUUUAAAACCCCUCAUUUUUCAUGGGCAACUAGCCAUCAGCAACAGCCCUAUGGAACAGCUGAUAGAUGGAAAUGUGUUUGUUGACCCUGUGUUUAUCAGUGCCGGGCAGCACGCAAUUCAUUCACUGGACACAGCAGUUCGUGCUUGGAGACAGAAUGAACAUCCAGAGGCAGAGGAGUUGAUCUUCAGCCACUUUGUGAUGUGUAAUGACACUCAGGAGACAUUGCGGUUUGGCCAGGUGGAUACUGAUGAAAAUAUUCUAUUGGCCAGUCAGCACAGCCAUCAGUACAGCUGGCGUUCACACAAGUCCCCGCAGCUGCUUCACAUCUGUAUCGAGGGCUGGGGAAACUGGCGCUGGUCCGAGCCAUUCAGUGUGGACAACAUAGGCACAUUUGUUAGAAGUAUCCAGUACAAGGGCAGAACAGCAUCACUGAUCAUCAAAGUACAGCCACUUAACAGUGUGCAAAAACAAAUAAUUAUUUGUGGAAGACAAGCUAUUUGCAGUUACUUAAAUCUGGAUGUGGAGCUCAAGGUGGUGCAGCAUUGCAGUGGGCAGGAUGGACAGGAAUCAAUCAAAGAACAUCUUUGCUGUUUGCCACUGAAUCAGAAGAUACCAUCUUUUGUUCUUGAGAAUGCAGAAUUCACUGGGUUGUGCAUCAGGGUUAUGGGAAAUGACACAGACUGGUCACCAGAUGUGUACCUCGAGACUUUUCAAUCUGAAGACAGCACCGUCAUUCAGAUUCCCAAUUCAAAUGGCUCCGUGUUGCAUGUGUGGUGUACUUGUCUGAACCUGGAUGCCAAAUCUCCUGUACAGCAGAGAGUGCUGUUUCUCAGUCCUUUGUUUGUCAUGAGGAGCCAUCUCCCUGAUCCCAUUAUUCUACACGUUGAGAGACGAAGUUUGGGUUUGAAAGAACCUCAAGUCAUUGCUGGAAAGGGGCAGGAAGAGCCACUCCAGAAUGUGGAACCUGAGGUUGUGCACCAUUUGACAUUUCAAGCAAGGGAGGAAGAUGAAGCAUCACAGUGUGCAGUCCCCAUCUCAACAGUUCUCAUUAAACAAAUUGUCCGUGGGCUACAAAGUGAUUGUACUGUUGGCAAGUUAUUUAGAGAGUUCUACAACAAGGACACUGAUGCACGUAACCCUUGGCCAUACAUAACAAAGAAACCUGACAGCAAAAACAGCAGUGAGCUGCUUGCUCAGUGGGACAGUCCAAUGCAAGUUAAACUGUCUGCCUGGAAACCCUGCCUUAAUACCCUUCUUGUUGAACUACUACCGUGGGCUUUGUUUGUUAACCAAUCCAAAUGGGACCUCUGGCUCUUUGAAGGCGAGAAGAUAGUUGUGCAAGUUCCUGCUGGAAAAGUAAUUGUGCCUCCAAACUUUCAGGAGCCUUUUCAGAUUGGUAUCUACUGGGCCAGCACCAACACUGUACACAAAUCGACUGCAGUCCGGCUUGUGCAUGAUGUCACAUCCCCGAAGUGGAAGGAUUAUCCUGUCACUGAUGUCAUUACACUGGAUGAGGAUGGGAUCGCUGAUGCAGAUGUAAAACUUGGAACCUUUCCCGAUCAUCAGAAGCUGUGUCAGUUUUGUAUAUCUUCAGUGGUACGACAUGGGAUUCAGAUCCUUGUGAUUGAAGACAAGACCAUUUUAAUGAACGCCACGACUCACAAAAUCUACUAUCGCCCUAUGCUCCUCUUCCCAGAACAAGCAACACAAAAGGAGCGUGUCCACAUAGCAGAAAGUUCUGUGUUUAGCCUCAGUCCAGCAAGAGCCCACUCUCCUCCUGUGCCAAGUUCCAUUCCUUGCUGGGAUCUCCUCGCAGGUGCAAGUCAAGCAGAUUUCAGCACCCCACUACCCCAGAAAUAUCUGCUGCUCGGCUACUCUCCGCACAUUGGCAUGAACAGCUGUCAGUUCUGGAGUCUGCCAACCAUAAUUAGGCAGGAUUUUCCGAGGCAAAGUGUGGCAGUGCCUCUUAGGGAUUCCGGUGAAAGUGGAUUUUGUUCCAGAGCUGUGGUGGUGUCUUAUCAGGAAUACCUCGGUGUCACCUACAUAACUGUCAGUGAAGAUUCCAAUCCUCGAAUGAUCAUCCACAACAGAUGCACUGUUGCGAUCAUGAUGAAAGAAAAUCUGAAAGAUGCCCCAAAGUGUGCAGUUUAUUGUCGAAAAAUUCCCGCUGAGUGUUCGGUGCACCAUGAACUUUAUCAUCAAGUUUGGAGUUUCCCCGAAUGCAAAACUAAAGACCACCUUCCCAGCAUCCACCUCAGUAUGGUACCCUCACCUGAGGCCUCUGAGGAAUGGAGUGAUGUCAUUGAUCUGAAUAGUCCUGGGACUCAGGUGGUGUUCCUGCCUGGUUACGGCUGUGUAUAUGUGGAUAUCAGUCAUCAUUCCAGCACUAUAAUUGUGACCAUGGCUCCAGAGGGUAGAGCUGGCCCUGUACUAACCAGCCUUCAUGGGACACCGAAACAGACCAUUGCGAUGAGAGUGCUGAUUACUCAAGCGAGCCUGACUAUAAACGACGAUGUAACCAAUCACUGUAAAUCAUCGGAAUUGCUGAGGCUGACCCUGGACAAUGUUCUGUUGAACCUCGCACCGGUGGUGAACCAUGCCAAGCCCCCAUCGCGGGAAUUUCGAGCUGAACCCACUGUUGGAUUUGCAGAACUUUAUAAGCUCGAGGUGUGCGUGGGGGACUUGCAGAUUGACAACCAACUUUACCACCAGACCAGCUUUCACUUCCCUGCUCUGCUUUGCCAGGAGCUGAAACCAGAAAGGCCGCAAUGGAGAAAUGGCUCCCAUUCAACGCUCUCGGCCAAAGACCUUGAUGAUUACAAGCACAAGUGUUUCUUAACAGCCUGCAUCCUCUUGAGAGAGCAGAAUUUUGUCUUCACCAUGAAUGCGCUGGACUUUGAAUUGAAGCCUGCAAGACUCUAUGUGGAGGACACAUUUGUGUAUUACAUCAAGACUCUGUUUAAUACCUAUAUCCCAGACAAUGGUCUAUAUCACAAACAAGUAAGAACACCUUCUGGCUCAGCAGCAGACCUGGCUGUGCCAGAGCAAGUGGUCACUGCCACCCGAGCACUAGUGAACCCAAUCAAAUUGCAGCGGUUGACCAUCCAUGCCAUCAGUUUGCUCGUCAGUGUACAUGCAUCGAUAAAGUUAUACAUCGCCUCAGAUCAUGCUCCUCUUUCGUUCUCACUCUUCGAGCGAGGGCCCAUCUACACUACUCCCAGGCAGCUUAUCCAUGCACUUGCCAUGCACUAUGCUGCAGGAGCAUUAUUCCGAGCAGGUUGGGUUGUUGGAUCUCUGGAAAUUCUUGGAAGCCCUGCAAAUUUGGUGCGAAGUAUAGGUAAUGGGAUAGCAGACUUCUUCAGACUCCCAUACGAGGGACUGACCCGUGGUCCCGGUGCUUUCGUCAGUGGAGUCUCCAGGGGAACAACUUCAUUUGUAAAACAUAUUUCGAAAGGUACCCUGACAUCAAUCACUAAUCUGGCUACGAGUUUAGCUCGGAACAUGGAUCGACUCUCUCUGGAUGAAGAGCACUAUAAUCGACAAGAGGAAUGGCGAAGGCAACUUCCAGAUAACCUGGGGGAAGGUCUACGUCAGGGAUUGUCCCGGCUGGGACUCAGUCUGCUGGGUGCCAUUGCUGGUAUCGUGGAUCAGCCAAUGCAGAAUUUCCAGAAGACGGUAGAGGUUUCGGCUGGACGCAAAGCCAAGGAUGUAAUUUCUGGUGUGGGCAAAGGCAUUGUGGGAGUUUUUACCAAGCCAAUUGGAGGGGCAGCUGAGCUGGUUUCGCAAACUGGUUAUGGUAUUUUACAUGGUGCUGGACUUUCUCAACUUCCCAAGCAAAGGUUUCACCCCACUGAGCAACAGACUGACCAGGCCCCAAACAGCCACGUCAAAUAUGUCUGGAAAAUGCUUCAGUCUUUGGGCAGGCCUGAAGUCUUUAUGGCCUUGGAUGUGGUUAUCGUGAGCAACUCUGGCCAGGAGUAUGAAGGUUGCUUGCUGCUCACUUCUGAGGUAUUGUUUGUGGUCAGUGUCAGUGAAGACACACAGCAACAGGCAUUCCCAGUCACUGAGAUCGAGUGCAGACUGGAUCCAAAGAAAGAGAACGUGCUGCAGGUUGUGCUUAAGCAACAGAGGGUAUCAUAUGACGCAGAGGGAGAUGGCAUCCGUGAGAGACUUUCUGAACAACAGUAUGAUCGACUGGUGGAUUAUGUUACAAAAACGUCACACUACAUAGUUCCCAGCAGCGCAGCGAUGCAACUGGCUUCUCAAGUAGUUAUUGCUGAUCCUCCUGCCUCCCGAAGCAAGACUUACCAGUACCUGGUUGAUAGCCACUAUGGACGCGUGUUUGUCAGCAAGUUUUCUAUGGUGAAAAACAAGGCACUACGAAAGGGAUUUCACUAGUCGGAAAUGUGCAACUAUAACAAGUAUUUUUAGGGACGAAAAUGCUGACUUUUUUCAACUAAACAGCUAGUUAUUCAGCUCUUAAAGUGCAGCACAACCUUUUCAUAAGAAAUUUCAAUGAAAACAAAUGUAAACCUGGUCAGUUUGUUUACGUAAUUUAGUUAAUUUGUCUUUCUCUAAACUGACUGUAUCAACUGUGUAAAUAUUAUGUUGACUGAAAGGGAUCUGGCCACUAAUGCUUUGAGGCAACUUUGUUGAGUGCUGUCAAUAAUGAGAUUUUGCUAUUUGGUAAUCCUUACUUCAACAAAAGAUUUGUUAAUAUAAGUGAAAAUAUCAAAGGCAAAUAAAUUUUAAAUGAGAGAAUUACAA